This is a messenger RNA of Drosophila kikkawai, 4857 nucleotides long. RefSeq names its product trafficking protein particle complex subunit brun (gene brun). Lineage: Eukaryota; Metazoa; Arthropoda; Insecta; Diptera; Drosophilidae. Gene Ontology annotation, cellular component: trans-Golgi network. The record is from RefSeq and is a predicted model, not a curated record.
CUCACAGCGACUAGUCGACACGCACUGAUUGGACAAUUUCCUCGCAAAAAACUGUUUUCAGCACUUUAAACGCUAUUUAUAUAACAAUUGGCGGAGAAUUUGGAUAUUCCCCGUGUGGCCGGCAUCGGGCUUGAUGUGGGCGUGUCCCGAGCACUAGGAAAGCGCCGUGAAAGUGCGGUAAAGCGAGGUGAAAGCAGCGCUACUCGUCAAGCUAAAAAGGGGGAGGAGGCCGAGGCUCCUCCGCAGAAACCGAAACCACUGCGAAAUCCAGAGCUAACCCACCUUGGCAGGGAAAUGAUCAGCCUCUGAGGCACUCGUCGCGCACGGGACAGAUGCCAAGUGAAGUGUCAACGGGCUCCAGAUUGGGACUGGCACUGGGACAGCGACUGGAACUUGGUGGAGCCGCGCGGAGUAGAUGCGUGCGGCCGUUGGCCUGAUGCUGUCGCACGGUGGUGGUGGCGUGGAGCCAGCGAUGUCCCGGCCGGACUACGAGCAGAGCGCGCUGCACCACAGCUGCCUGCUGGUCCUGCUGCGGGGUGUGGGGCCGUCGCGCGCCCGCGUCCUGCAGCGGGCGUUCGAGAAAGUGCGACGUGUCAGUCACAUCCGGGUGAAUGAUUCCGCUGGCAAUCCUCGUUCCAUUUGGAUACGCUUCGUCCACGACCAUCCCGUGGAGCACAAUGACUGGGGGGACUUUCAGACGCAUCGUCGCCUGCUGGGACUCAUCACCAUUGGGCGCUUCGACAACCAGACGGAGCUCAAUGAGCUCUGCCGCCAGCACGAGUCCUUAAAGGUGCGCUACGGCUCCACGCUGUACGAAUCCCGUGCCAUUUUCUUUGGGCCCGACGAACCACCGCUGGACACCAUUGGCGAGGGCCAGGCGCCGCCGAUAAGCGGUCGUCGCCUGCAGGAUGAGUUCACCACGCCCUCCAACUUCAGGUCGCAGGCAUUCUUCUAUCGCGAACAGGAUACCUGUGCGGAUCUUGAGUCCCGGAUUGGCGACUUUGCCAGCGCGUUGUUUUGGGUCCUGGAAUCGAGACGCUUGGAGCGAUCCCGCGAGAAGGCGGACAAGGUGAGCCUGUUGCUUGCGCCCUUCGAGAAGCGCGACUUUGUCGGCCUGGACAUGGAGUCCAGGAACAAUAGAAAGAGGUGCGUGGGUCGUGUGAUGAAGAACCUGGCAGAUCUGUCCCUGCAGGCGGGCCUGGUGGAUGAUGCCCUGAGCUUGUACCACAAUGCGAACGAGACCUUAAAGUCAGUUGGCGAUUCCCUGUGGGUGGGCGCCUCCGAGGAGGGUCUGUGUGCCGCCUCUGCGAUGUUGCUGUAUCCGCAGAUGCGGGAGAUCGAGACGCUGCACCGGAACUCAUCGCUUCAAGAGGCUGGCACAUCUCCCCUAAAGAGCACCCCGGAAAAGUGGCGGGCCAGCGAUGCCACCAAGAAGGUCACUGCUGGCGAAGUCACUGCCAACAAUGUAGACUCUGCUCAGCGCGUGACCUCAAACUCAUCUUCCUGCUCCUCGGUAUCUUCCCUUGUGACGACGGCCACCAAUUCCUCCGCCUCGGAUACGCCCUCCACGUCGUCGUCCUCUUCCACUUCGACAAUAUCGGCGGCACCCAUUCCUGGACACCAGCGGAACGGCGAUUUGCCGGGGAAUAUACUAAAGGCCGAGGAGAUCACCAACUACUAUCGCAAGGCCAUCAUAAACUACAGCAAAUACAGGCAUGCGGCCACCAUUGAAACGGAGGCGGCCCUGAAGGCUUCGCGGAUUUGCAUAGAGCAGAAUCGCCCUCUGGAUGUGGCCAUGUUCCUGCAGAAUAUCCUGUACAUAAAUCUGAGUAUGAGCGAGGCGGAGAAGGUCAAGAGAUUUGAGAUCAUCACGGAGCUAUACCAGCAGAUCGGAUAUCAGAGAAAGGCCGCCUACUUCCAGCGCUUGGCGGCACUGCAGCACGUUAAGCAGGGCAGCCAGGCGCCAGACUGGAAUCAGAGCUACCGCCUGAUGCUGGGCAGCUUUACCGGUUACCUGUUGUGCCUGGAUCCGCUUGAGGUGCUGGAGAAUGCUGCCGGCUGGCCGGCACUGCAGAUCGAUUUGGUCCAGACCCUCAUAACGGCUGCCAGGCGCCUGGGGCACUCUGCACUGGCCACGCGACACAUGACCUUCCUGCUGCAGACCCAAUGGGACAAUAUGUCGCCCACGGAGCAAAGCGAGAUGGCUGUGCAACUGCAAAAUUUAAGCGCCCAAUGCGAGGGCUCACCCGUUCCCUUGGUGCUGGAGAAUGGCACUGUGAUACCGCCCGCCAAUCUCACCGAUCUGCCCUACUGUCUCGACUGUCAGGUCAAGGACUUGCCCGCCCAUCUGCGGCCGCAGCGCAUAAAGGUGGCCAAGGCAGACAGUGGGCCGUUCCUUUUCACGCCCAUCCACUUCAACUCGGUGGACCGCAGGGACAAGAAGAAGGACAAGAAUAAAAUAGCUUUUCUGUGGGUUCAAAACGAUCUUAGCGAGGUCACGGUGCGCCUGCGCAAUCCUCUGCCCUUUGAACUGGCCGUCACGGACAUGAGAUUAUUGACAAAUGGCGUGGUCUUCGAGUCCCUGCCCCAGACGAUUGUCCUGCAGCCACACGUGCCCACCUAUGUGUCGCUCCAUGGCACGCCCAUUGAGACCGGACAGUUGGACCUGCAGGGCUACAGCACUCACACGCUCGGCGUCAAGUCCAAUUGUCGGCUGAAGCAUAUGCGUGGUCGCAGCUUUCCGCCCAACUAUCUAGUGGAUGUGAUACCCGCCCUGCCCCGUAUUGGGGUGAAAACAUCCCUGCCUCAGACCGCGACGUUUAGCAAUAUGAACAGUGCCGACAUAGUGGUUACCUCGGCCAGCUUGACUCUGUACAAUGGGGAGUCCUCCUGCUGCACGAUAACCAUCACGAACGAGAGCACCACACUGCCGCUGGAGUACCUGGAAGUGGGCAUCAACUCGAAUGUGGAGCAGGAGCUACAGAAAAAGAUCUUUCGGAUAGACGAAGAGGCAUUGAAGACCAAACUGCCAGUGCCUCCGCUGGGUUCGAUAGAUUUUGACCUGCACAUUUAUGCCGAAGCGGACUUUGUUUGUCCGCAGCCACCCGCUUCCUUGAAUUCCGGUGCUGCUGGCGGUGAUUAUGGAGCUGCUGCUUCCCUCGCGCCCUACUCCAAUAUGUCCACAUCGGGGCACGCCAGCUUGCCCUCGAGAGUUGGUUCGCCGCAGCAUCGUCGCCACGAGCCACAGAACUCUAGUUUUCGUUCCACCAUCUCGGCCGGUCAGCAUUCGCUGGCUGCUUUAAGCUUGCAGCCAGGAGGAGGAGGAGGAGGCGCAGGACCGUCUAGCCUGGGCUCGCAAUAUUCCCAGCACAUAGAAGCGCAAGUGCGGCUGAAGUACUCGGGCGGGGAAGCCCUAACGGCAGGCUAUUGCCGCCAGUGUGCAGUGUCCUUUAACCUUGAACUCUUGCCCAGUGCGCAGAUCACCAGCUGGGAUGUUUUGCCGGCCGAAGUGGCCUCACAAUUUUACUUGGUGCUGGACAUUUCCAACCUAACCGCUCAAGAGAUGUCGCUCAACUACACGGACACCAAGAACAUACUCAUCGAGGCCAAGGAGAGCUGCCGGGUGCCAAUACCGGUGGAUCGCUGCUCGCUAGAGCAAGUGGUGGCCGCCCGGGCAGCUGAGGUGGCCGAAAACCUGGAAAGGGAACUAUGCUUUCGGACGCAGCUUCUCUCGUUUAACGAUGCCCUGAGCAAACUCUGCUCAAUUCACAUAGCCGAACGGGUGAAAAUCAACUGGCUGCUGACUGGAACGGAUAUUCAGGGUGUAGCCUCGCUCCGAGGGAUAGUUCUCUCCCAGUCGAUGGUGGACCUGACGGCUGUUUCGCCUUUGCAGUGGUCCAUAAGCUUUCAGGAGACGCCCGUGCAGCCGCACAGCGAGAUCGCGUGCACGGUGGGUCAGCGUUCGCUUCUGAGCAUCCAGCUGGCCAAUCAAUCGCUGCAACCGCUCAGGAACUUGGUGUUGAGCAUUAAGUUUUACCAGGACUACCUGAACGGCAUGGAGAAUUACAAUCUGGAGACACGCGUGGCCAUUUCAGGACCAAAUAAAAUUGCAAUUCCCCUGCUGGAGAAGCAGGAGCAGCGGCAGCACACAUGCUCUGUGAUAUUCUUUACGCCCGGGCGCUUCAAGGCCAGCAUAGAGUGCUCCAGCAAUCCGCAGCAGAAGCAGUCUGAGCACCAAUCGGACAUGUUCUCCUCCAGCUACGACGAGCAGCAGGCGCAUGUGUGGAAGUUUAUUCCCCCCAUCGAGGUCACCGUUGUGGAGCAGUGAAUUGUUGUUAACUGUCGCUAGUUUAAUUUCGUUAUUACGUUUGCGUAUGUAUUGUGUACAUGUACCCAUUCCUCGAUAAUUAUGUAUUUCCCCUAAGAAAGCACACACGAAAAGCAAUUGUUUGUAAAGAAACCAACUCUAAACUAGUUACAGAAUAAAAACGUAUAAACAAUGUAUAUAAUUAAGCUCAAACAUAUAAUGUAUGUACUUUAUGCUUGAUAGAGAAAGUGGCCAUAAACAUAGCAUAUAUCUUAUAAAACCUAUAGUCCAUGCCUGUAAAACAUAUAUCUAAACAUGCGUUACGCCGUGGUGUAUUUAUAUAGAUAGCAAAUGUUCCGCGCACUAAACCACGCCAAGCAUUAUACAUUUUGAUAACAAGCUCGUAUUUACAAAUAUUUUUAUACAACAAUUACCGGGGCAAUACACACAAACAUGUAUCAAACAUUAAGAUUGUUGCUAAAGAAAUUAUAUGCCAAUGAAAUGUGUGAAUAACUUGUAGUCUAAAUGCAAUAAUAAACUCUAUUUGACGA